UAAAAUAUAUUUAUUUUUAAAUUUUAUUAAAAAAAAAGGAAAGAUAGAAGCCCUAGAAAAGCUUCGUCGCAUCUCUCAUAUCUCUUUUCUUAAUCGCAUUUCUUCAUUUCUAUUCUACGAAGAGCGAACCAGUGAUCGGAAUUUGGAGAUCCUUGGAUCGUGCCGGGGGAUUAUCUUCAAUUCGAGAUCUGGUUAAGAAAAAGCGGUUCACGAUAGAUCGGUUGGGGUUCUGGGGGGCUCCGGUUGCGUAUGGUUUAUCUAGAGAUCUGGUUUUGAAGGGAGUGCCGUCUGGCUUGGUAUAUUUACCGUGAAAAUGUCGAUGCUACCACCGAAAGGAGAUAUUCAAAUUAGGGAGGUAUGGUGCGAUAACCUUGAAGCUGAAUUUUCUCUGAUUCGGGAGAUUGUGGACGAUUACCCGUACAUCGCUAUGGAUACGGAGUUCCCGGGGAUUGUUCUUCGUCCUGUAGGGAAUUUCAAGACCAGCUCUGAUUACCAUUAUCAGACCUUGAAGGCCAACGUUGAUAUGCUGAAGCUUAUCCAGUUAGGGCUGACCUUUUCCGACGAGGCUGGGAACCUUCCUUCCUGCGGGACUGACAAGUACUGCGUCUGGCAAUUCAAUUUCCAUGAGUUCAACGUCAGCGAAGAUGUGUUUGCAAAUGACUCAAUUGAGCUGUUGCGCCAGAGCGGGAUCGAUUUCAAGAAAAAUAACGAGAAAGGAAUUGAUGCGCAAAGAUUUGGUGAACUCUUGAUGUCUUCGGGAAUUGUUUUGAACGAUUGCGUGCAUUGGGUUACCUUUCACAGUGGCUACGAUUUUGGAUACUUGCUCAAGCUCCUGACGUGCCAGAACCUCCCGGAUACCCAGGCUGGAUUUUUCAACCUGAUCAACAUGUAUUUCCCCACCGUUUACGAUAUUAAGCAUCUGAUGAAAUUCUGUAACAGCCUUCACGGUGGGUUGAACAAGCUUGCGGAGCUCUUGGAGGUGGAGAGGUUUGGUAUUUGCCAUCAAGCAGGGUCUGAUAGUUUGCUCACUUCAUGUACAUUCAGGAAGUUGAAAGAAUCUUUCUUUAAUGGCUCAACCGAGAAAUAUGCUGGUGUCUUGUAUGGUCUCGGUGUUGAGAAUGGACAGAAUACUCAUUGAAAUGAAAAAUAAAAAUUAAAA
This is a messenger RNA of Telopea speciosissima, 1159 nucleotides long. RefSeq names its product probable CCR4-associated factor 1 homolog 7. The transcript has 2 exons. Gene Ontology annotation, molecular function: nucleic acid binding; poly(A)-specific ribonuclease activity. Gene Ontology annotation, cellular component: CCR4-NOT core complex; CCR4-NOT complex; P-body. Lineage: Eukaryota; Viridiplantae; Streptophyta; Magnoliopsida; Proteales; Proteaceae. The coding region runs from base 314 to 1138 and encodes 274 amino acids. The record is from RefSeq and is a predicted model, not a curated record.